This is a messenger RNA of Drosophila subpulchrella, 1737 nucleotides long. RefSeq lists its product as uncharacterized. The transcript has 2 exons. Gene Ontology annotation, cellular component: mitochondrial nucleoid. Gene Ontology annotation, biological process: transcription elongation by mitochondrial RNA polymerase; mitochondrial transcription. NCBI's taxonomy places the organism in Eukaryota, Metazoa, Arthropoda, Insecta, Diptera, Drosophilidae. Bases 53 to 1189 code for a protein of 378 amino acids. Gene Ontology annotation, molecular function: DNA polymerase processivity factor activity. The record is from RefSeq and is a predicted model, not a curated record.
CCUUCAGCUGAUUGGUAUUGAGUAACUACGAAUAAAUAAAUAAAAUAAGAACAUGUUGUGCAGGCGUUCAUCGUUAGCCCUGACCUCCAGAUGCCUUCGUCUUUCGUCGACGCAGCAGCACAAAACUGGACAGCCGGGAAAUGACCAGGACACCAACCUCUUGCCCGCCUACUCGGAAAAUGAGCGUCGAAAGAUCCUGCUGACUAUAAACAAAACUGGCACGGAUGAGAUGAUCAGCUACGACAUUACCAAGGCGAGGGCCACCAAGCUGCACAACUGGAAGAUCCGCCACGGUCCGCUGCAGGAGCUCAGUGACAUCCUGUACGUGGAAGGGUUCGGCCUGAAGGCGGCCACCAAGUUCUUUAAGAGCGUGCUCGCGCCUGUGGACAAUGGGAGCAAUGGACCGGAAAAGAAGUCAAAGGCAGCGCGAGUGGCACCGUUCAUAACACCAUCCAUGGAUGAGGCGCAGCGCCAACGAAUCGCUUCCGCCGUGGGCGUGCGCAUCGGGGUGACCAGUGUAAGCUGGGCGCGCUUAGAGAUCGCCAGCAGCGAUGCCCCCUGCCUUCUCACCCAUUGGCACCACCAUGAGCUCAACGAUAAGAAGCUGCACCUGUCAGAGCUUUGCCGCCGCUGCCUUUAUGUCUCCCACCAGAUACCGCAGGCCGAUUGCUACGUACUAGAGAGUCCGCAGAUGGCACAGGUCAGCAGCAAUCCGGGAAGCAUCGAUCAACAGAACGUAAACAUCCAGAAGGCCCAAGUGGCCGCCAUCAUGAGCUACUCGCUGAUGGCCCGGUCGGAUGCCGAUGAAAAUAAGGCCAACAACCUCUACUACAUGCGCCGGUUCCUCUCAGCUCGUCUCUUCAAUCACCUGGUAGGCACGGAGCGCGUGUCUUCUGAAGACACAAUAUUGGCCAUGAUGCGGACUCAUUAUAACGUGGAACAUCAGCUCCCCGGAACAGAGUCUCCGCUGAGUCUGCGCCGACAAGUGCACUUUCCAGCUGACCUCCGCCUCAUUUUCGCGCAGCAGGAGCGCUACCAGCGCGAGCUUCUGGGCCAGGCCUUUUUACUUAGCUUGGCCUUUACUCGCCUCGUUCUCUUGCAGGACGCGAUGAGCAUCGCUCGGGUGACCCGAAACGCAAAAAUCUCCGCUUCGAGCGAGACAGCUUGCGAAGCUAGUGCAUUGCAAUAACUAUUAGGGAUUGUCAUUGAGUUCCACCAUUGUACUCGUUUUAUAAAAUCCCAAAACAGAGUAAAAGACUCAGCUGAGUACCACGUCCUUAAAUCUAAAACCCGCCUGGCGACCACAUUGUCCUUCGCUGGUUGGUGCUAGCGUCGGGUCCAGGAAUUUAAUAUUGAACUUUGUAAAGGGUAUCUAAUAGUCCAGGCACUUAUCUUAAGCGUGACAUGUUUCAUGGUACAAUUCCGUUGUCGUCCGAUUUCUAUAAAAUGUAAUUCUAAAUUAGUAAAUAAUUUGUUUUUAGAUGCUAUAACGGAGAGUAAUGUUAAAAACAUGUAAAAUUUUAUUUUUCAGUAUGAAGAACAUUGUUGACGUGUCAAAUUUAAAAGUGUUAAAAUGUACAAAAUAAUUGUUAGCACACACAGCUGUUUUGAACAUAACGUCGUGCUAAAAGCACAAUUGGUUUGUGUGUAAACGAUUAUAUUUUAAAUUUAAACAUUAUUGCAUUUGACAACAAUUUUUUAAGGUCAUUUCUUUACAAUAAACAUGUUAAAAACCAG